AUGGCUUGGAGGCUAGCUCCGGUGAGUUGGGAAGGGAUAGCUGAGCUACAAUGCAACAUGUGGAGGUGGUGGGAUGCUGUGAUGGAAUCGGCUAAGGGUGCCCAAGGAAUGGACCGCAUCAAGCUCACAGUAUAUAUACUUUGGCAGCUGUGGAAGGCGAGAAACAAGAGAGUAUUCCAGCUGGAGAGCGUGGACGCAAAAGUGAUAAUUGACAAAGCCCAGCAAGAGUGGAUCGAAUUUGAAGAGGCAACUGGUCCUCAACCCCGAGGAUUCGAAUCAACAGAGCAGGAAAGAUUGAGUCAUCAUAAUUGGGAGCCACCAAUGGAGGGAGUAGUGAGAAUUAAUACGGACGCAGCAAUCUCAGCAAAAAUGGUCAGGACCGGAUUGGGAAUUGUUGCACGGAACUGGCGAGGAGAUCUAGUGAAAGUCCGAGGGAUUAGUAGAAGGAAAAAAGGGGAAGCUGCCACGGAGGAAUCUUUAGCAAUCCGAAGUGCGCUGGAUAUGGCUCAAGCUGCAGGAUGGACAAAGAUAGAAGUCCAGUCGGACUGCAGAAACAUUGUGAGCUCGAUCAAUGCGGGCAAUGUUCAGGAUUGUAAGUUACAAACAAUCCUAGAAGACAUUGAGGCCCUAAAGACUAGCUUUGACAGUUGUAUCUUCUCUUUUGUUCCCAGAUGUGAGAACCCUAGAAUUUGCAUAUUUCCUUAG
Molecule: messenger RNA, 705 nt
Organism: Coffea arabica (coffee)
Lineage: Eukaryota; Viridiplantae; Streptophyta; Magnoliopsida; Gentianales; Rubiaceae
Molecular function (GO): nucleic acid binding; RNA-DNA hybrid ribonuclease activity
Source: RefSeq, a predicted model, not a curated record